AUGUCUUCCACUUACACCUACUAUCCGGCGCCCGGCUGCUCCAACACCACCGCAACCAGCCGGGACAAGGUUGGGCAACCCCGCAAUACCACGACCCAAGAUUUCCAGCACCUCAGCCCCUUCUCGCCUCAAGUCGGGAGCAGCUCAUCUUCCCCAGGAUUCAGCAUUCACACGCCGCCCGACUCGGUUUUUACCGACUUCACCGACGCCGACGACCCCUUCUUCGGCGUUGAUUUCAACGCCCCUGGUGUCGCUACACCUUCAUUUUUGCAAGACGACGUCCAGCCGAUUGAUGGUAGCGGAGCCCUCGCCGACGGCUCCGGCGUCCUUGCUGCACCCGCCGAAUCACAGCAUGUGAACCAUGCCGCAUCGUAUCUACCACUGAGCCCCGACAAGACCCCUUCGUUGCCCGGGGGCUCGCCCAACAGUCAACUAAAGGAGGAGGCGGCCUCACGGGGCGUGUUUCCGGACUUGGUUCAGACCUCUGUCGCACCUCAGAACCUGUCGCUCACCCACGAGUCGACUGCCGCCUCGGAGAGCAAGCAGCACGGCGGCCCUCAGCUGACGCCUCGAACUAACGACAGCGCCAACCCCAGCGAGGACGGCGUUGCACCGGCCGCCACCAUGCAAAGUCCUCUUGUUACGGUGUCCCAUUGGGAUAGGGACCAUAACUCGAGCAUAUCCGAGUCACGAGACGCCGAGGCAGCACAGACUCGCGGCUCUCCCACCUUCUCAACAGCCCGCGAUGGAACCGGCCGGUGGAUCCCCGACCAUGUUACGGGACAAUCGGGUUUGCCCCCUACGGCUCGCUCCGACGCCCAGGUCGAGAGCAUAAACGACCUGGCGGCCCAGAGGGAUAUGGAGCAGCGCAAGCAAGAGAUCGAUGAAUGGUUACAAAGGUCGACACACUCGUCCGACAACACCCCACCAGACCCGCCAGAUGUCGAAGACGACGGCAUUCCCCAGAAGGAGAUCCCCCUGGGCGACAUGACGGAAAACAAACCCAUUCCUGGGCAGACGUAUUUUCGCGAGACGGGGGGCGGCCCAUUGACCCGUGAAGAUCUGGAGAUCAUGCGCCAGGGUCGGCCCUGGGAAGACGCGCCCAUCCCUUUCUCGAUUUCGCAGUCAAACUCCACGCCGUACCAGCCCGAGACCUCUAACGCCGCCAUAUUGAAGUACCAGCGGAUGUGUCAGGACAAUGAUUCCAUCGUGUCGAGGGCGGCGACCUGGGGCACACGGCGACUUAGCUUGCCGAGCCUUAUUGACACCGAGGUUCAGAUCACCGGGAACCUUUUCAAGAAGCUGUCCAUUGGGCGGGGAGAAGCGAGGCGGCCGAGCAUCCUCGGAAACAUCCGCAGUCUCGUUAGGAGACCAAGCAACUCUGGCAACAAACGCAGCCGUGCCGAGCAUGAGGAUGCUAGCUCCUCUGUGACAGAGUCCUCGACUGAGAAGAAGGACACCCAGGCCAAGCUCGCCCCUCCGAGUCCUAAACCCGGGUGGGCCAAAAAGCAGAGCGUGCCGAGCAUCAAUACUGCCUUUGUGGAUGUUGGAAGCAGGAUCGCCUCCAUCGGCACAACCCAUGCCCGGACCAGCUCCGUGAGCGCGACUCCCAUAACCUCGCCGAAAAGUCCUAGCGGCCUCAGUCUGAGCGUGAAGAGACCCCUUCGUUUCCGGAGCAAGUCGGAAACGUCAGGCAUCGUCGACUUGUGGAAGCGGAGCGGCGGGCCGCCGGUGCCCAAUACCAAAGUACAUGCUGCUCCCGAGGCCGAUGAGGAUGAAGAGGACGAAGACGAUCUGUACGAAGAGGGAGAUGUGAAGAACGACUCUGGCAAUCUCAUUGACGAGAUUACGCCCACUAUAGCGGGUUUCCAGCAGCACGUGGUGAGACUGAACCCGAUGCUGAACACCCCCGGCCACUACCUCGUCGACCGCAUCGCCCACCAGCAGAUGAUCCGGUACAAGAACCUUCUGAAUCUCAGGGUGAAGCAUUUACAGGCUGUCGCUGCCGGGAACUGCCAAUGCGGCUCGACGUGCGUCGACUCGGGCGGCAGUGCCAACAUUCUAGAUUCGAAAGGCGAGCAACGCGGCCUCGAUCCGCCCUCCUCCAGAUUUGACGGCUCGGAUGGAGAUAUCACGCCAGUCGAGGGCCUCAUCAAUCAAGACAGCUUUCCUCAAGGUAUCCCCAUGCCGCGGACCACCUCGUUACCGGCCGAAUUCGAGUGCCAGUUGUGUUUCACGGCGAAGAAGUUUCAGAAGCCGUCAGACUGGACCAAGCACGUACACGAGGAUGUCCAGCCUUUUACUUGCACGUGGGAGCGCUGCAGGGAGCCCAAGAUGUUCAAGCGUAAAGCCGACUGGGUCCGCCACGAAAACGAAGGGCACCGCCACCUCGAGUGGUGGACUUGCGAUGUCGACGACUGCCGUCACAAGUGCUAUCGGCGCGAUAACUUCCUCCAGCAUCUGGUGCGCGAGCACAGAUUCGCCGAGCCGAAAAUCAAGACUAAGGCCGCCAUGAAGCGGGCCGCCGGUGGCAUAGACCCGACCUGGGCAAAGGUGGAGCAGUGCCACCAUGAGACUGAUGCCCUGCCUCAGAGCGAGCCAUGCCGCUUCUGCGGCAAGACCUUCCCGUCCUGGAAGAAGCUGACCGUACAUUUGGCCAAGCACAUGGAGCAAAUUAGCCUGCCGAUCCUCAAGCUCGUGGCCAAGAAAGAACUCGACGAACAUACCAUUAUCAGCCCCGUCCAAGACCCGCCGCCUCGCCAAUUUCCCCAUGAUUUCUCGGACAAGCAAGACCAGCAUCGUGCUUUUGGUCCUUCACUGACGAUUCCCCAGUCCGGGCCGAUGGCCUAUCCGCACCACGGCCCGCCUCUGGGCAUGUACCCCCUCGCCCCGCCUACCCAGGGAUACCAUGCGGCGGGCCUCUACAGCCCCAACUUCGACAGCCUCUCCCACGGAAUAGCGCAGACGCAGAUCAGCAUGCCGCCCAUGGCCCAUCACCAACCCCAUCAACAACACCAAGGCUUCCAGAGCCUCAACUCGCAGGCCGCGUUUCCGGAACUACCCACGACCUCGGCGGGCGCUUACAUGUCUACGCCGCCCCAGGCGAGCCCGAAUUACAUGACCAUGGCGCCCGACCUAGAGCCGUUCCCUACCCUAAGCAUGGAUGCUCUAGGACUGGGGUUGCAGAAUCCAACGGGUGUGGCAGAGCAGCUGCCAUACGGCAAUGGCGGCCUCGCGGUUGAGCAACAGCAGCAGCAGUUCACACCGCAGGGGUCGGUGUCGCCUUACGGCCCCUCGCCGAAUAUGCCGCAAGGCGGAUUCUUCUAG
Molecule: messenger RNA, 3327 nt
Organism: Thermothelomyces thermophilus ATCC 42464
Lineage: Eukaryota; Fungi; Ascomycota; Sordariomycetes; Sordariales; Chaetomiaceae
Exons: 1
Coding region: 1-3327 (1108 amino acids)
Source: RefSeq, a predicted model, not a curated record